This is a messenger RNA of Wasmannia auropunctata (little fire ant), 3963 nucleotides long. It is a transcript of the gene wls, whose product is annotated as protein wntless. Gene Ontology annotation, molecular function: Wnt-protein binding. Gene Ontology annotation, cellular component: organelle membrane; endomembrane system. Gene Ontology annotation, biological process: Wnt protein secretion; intracellular protein transport; Wnt signaling pathway. The coding region runs from base 167 to 1789 and encodes 540 amino acids. The record is from RefSeq and is a predicted model, not a curated record. NCBI's taxonomy places the organism in Eukaryota, Metazoa, Arthropoda, Insecta, Hymenoptera, Formicidae. The transcript is spliced from 12 exons.
GAGGGACUGAUGAUCUCCGGCUCCGGCUCCGGAACGCUCAUUGCCGCCCGUGUCUCGCGUCAUUUCGCUCGGUGUGCACCUCGGCGUCGGUGGCCGCCGGAGAUCCCGCGAACGUGACUGCGGAAUAACAGCCGCGACAACGGUGAGGCGCAAGUGGCGCGCGAAGAUGCAGGGUACCAUAAUCGAAAAUCUGAGCGGCAAGAAGCUCUCCGUGCUGGUGGUGCUUCUGAUAAUCGCGCAAAUAGUUUGCUUCCUAAUAGGCGGCCUGAUCGCGCCGACACCUGCGAGCAGUCAGAAUAUUCUCGGUACACCGUGCAAAGUCGUUAAUGGAACUCAUGAUGAAAAUACGUGGUUUUACUCGAGAGGAGAAGGCUCGUGUACCUCUAUCGAUAUGCAUCACUUUAAUUCAGACAUUCAUCAGCAGCCUUAUCAAGUUGUAUACACUUUUCAGAUGCCCGUACCUCGGAACAGCAUGCAACUUGAUUAUUCGAGAUGGCAGCAAAAUUUGAUAGGUGUUUUACAAGUGGAUAUUUCAUACACGAGCCAGAUUGAAAUCGCUCCUAGGACGAAAAUAACGCUGGACGCACGGCUGGCAUAUCGAAACAAGGGAGAUCCCGAUAAUGCAUGGAAACCGUACGCUUCUUCUAUUGUGGAGAGAAUUUUGGACUGCAGCAUAGACAAGCCACUGGAGCACUAUAAUUACAACUGCAGCGUUAUGCCAUUGUUCGAAUUGGGAUCUUUGUACCACGAUUAUUACCUGUUGAACAUUCGUCUUCCUUCGGACCCCGAUAAAAACCAAGGAUUGGGACACAUUGUUGACUUGUGGCUUACAGCCAUUAAUCAAAAUGGUGGAUUCACGAAAGUGUGGGUGAGUCUGAAGACCAUUUAUUUCCCAGUGGUGGUUAGUGUUUUGAUUUGGCACAUGAGGAGAGUGUACAUGCUAUCCAGACCGGCCGCCCUUUUGGAAUACAUGCUCUUAGUUUUGGGAUUAGCCUUGACAGUUUUAAAUCUGCCAUUGGAAUAUUUAACACUUGCUUUCGACAUGCCAUUUAUGCUUCUGCUGGGUGACAUUCGACAAGGAGUAUUUUAUGCAACAUUGUUGUCAUUCUGGCUCGUAUUUGCCGGCGAACAUUUGAUGAUUCAGGAGGGCGAAACAAGCAAUUCAUUGAAAAGUUACUGGCGGCAUCUCUCUGCGGUGGGCACCGGCUGUCUCUCGCUAUUCGUAUUUGAUAUGUGCGAGCGUGGGGUACAACUGAGAAAUCCAUUCUAUUCAAUUUGGGUCACUGAUCUUGGCACGAAACUGGCACUAUCCUUCAUUAUUUUGGCUGGUAUAUCGGCCGUAGUAUAUCUGUUGUUUUUAUCUUACAUGAUAUGGAAAGUAUUUAUGAAUAUUAGUAUGAAGAGAGCCGUUUUACCUAGCAUGAGCUCGGCGCGGCGCCUGCAUUAUGAGGGUGUCAUAUACCGUUUCAAAUUCUUAAUGAUUGCCACGUUAUUAUGCGCGUCGUUAACCGUCAUUGGUUUUAUACUCGGACAGGUUGCAGAAGGUCAGUGGAAAUGGGACGAAGAUAUACAAUUGGAAAUGACUUCUGCCUUUUUCACCGGGGUUUACGGCAUGUGGAAUAUUUACAUCAUUGCAUUAUUGUGUCUCUAUGCGCCUUCCCACAAACAAUGGCCAAUCGAGCCAUCUGAGAACAGUAUUAGUGAAGAGAUCGAAUUUUCUCCCCUACCAACAGAUCCUAACGAGAUGCUGUCUCUGACUGCAUUUGCACGAAAAACCGCAGUAGAGUAAAGUACAUGUUUCUAUUUGUGUACAUUUUGUAAGAAACAAGGACAGCACAGCAAACUCCACUUAAUAGAUACAUAAUGUACUUAAUUGUUACAAGUAGAAUCUGUAAGUAGAACUGUACUUAGAUCUUUCACUAUUUAUUAGAAACACAAUGACUGAUAAUACUUCUACGGUAACUUACGGCAAUUUCGUAUGCCAACUUUGAUUAUUUAUUGCUUCCAACGUUUUUUAGUAUGUUUUUUUUUAUAUACCUAUUUAUAGCAUCGUAUUAUCUAUGAUAAGAAAAAUAUAUAAGUCAUUUCAUCUCCAUAUCCGUCGGUAUUUGUCAUAUGCACAAAUUCUGGAGUGGAAUUGAUAAUCUGUUUUUUAUACCCAUACAUUUGUUUUUUAUACCAUUUACAAAAAUUAAUAUAGCAUAACGCAACGUAAAUAUAUAUAAAUAUAGAUUGAAAUACAAAAUGAUGUGUAAUAAUUAAAAUCGCGUACAGUAAAACUACGCUUAUUCGCACUCCAUUUAUACGAACAAGUUUCAAAUAUAUGAACUCGUAGGUGAGCUCUUAUUAUCCGAACCAUUAGGAUAACAAGAGCUCGACAUGCUUAAUUUUCUGAAACGUCCAGCUCCUAUUAUCGAAAUUAAUAAGAAUGAUUAAUGAGAAUUAAAUGAAUUUCUAUUAUCCGAACCAUUUGAUUAUCGGAACUAUCUGGUCUCCCGAUAUGUUCGAAUAUAAACGGAGUUUUACUGCAUUUAAAAAAGUGCGAUACAAGAAGUACUAGAAUAAAAACGGCAGACAUAAUCAUGUUAUUUUAAUAUAAUAUCUAUAUUUGAUGUAAAAUUUUUUACACCAAUAUUUUCUACGUGAUCACUUAAAUUCGGGAAAAUAUUGCAUAAGCGACAAUCAAACGUUUCUGAAUCAAAUGCUUUAUAUGCGAAUCAGAUGAAAUGAUGAAAUGACUUUAUGUAGUAAACAGCAGCUAAUCUAUAUAAUUGAAAUAGGAUUUACACAGUAUUAUAUGGAUGUAUUACCGUACUGCGUAUAGAAUUCAUUUCUAUGAAGCUUCUACUAAUGGAUAAGACGUACUUUAUAAUGAAUCUGAAAUUCUUAUGUUGGAAGGAAAAAAAUUGAAGAAUUUUUCUUUGGCAUAUUUUCUACAUGUAAGAUUUUUUAGAACAUCUUUCAGUAUUAUGUGCUUAUACAGCAGCGGUAGUAUUCCUGCGCUAUUCUAAUCAUUUUUCUUUUUAUAUAUGACUCGUCUACUAAUAUAAGAGCUGUAACUAUUACUUAUACAGUUAAUUAUUCUUAAAUCAUUGAAAAUUUAAUGAUAUUUCCAUUCCAAUCUUACGUUAAAUAUUAUGUAAGUGAUUUAUUGAAGUUAAUCAACGACGAAUAGAUUUAGACGAUGAAUUUAUAUACAUAUAUAUACAUAUAUAUAUAUAUAUAUAUAUAUAUAUAUAUACUAAGAAUUCGAAAGCUCCCAUUUUUCCUAUUUACUUGUCAUAUAUUUAAGCAUAUAAGACGCGCGAAGAGAAGAGUGUAGUUUUUACUUCCCAAUUCGAAUUAUAAAAAAAAGCCUCGUAUGAUAUCUCAUUAUAUUAUAUGUAUACAUAUCAUUAUUGGGCAUUCGUCUAUCAUUUGUAACGCGAUAUAUGUAUCAUGAUUGAUAGUAUUAAGAGUCAAUUAUAUUCAUGAUUUACAACGGCAUGCAUCUUGAAAGUAACAAUUUCGUACGGAAAGUAAUGUGCCAAUUUGCUUAGGUCUGCCAUUCAAUUAUAGUGUCCGUUUUUUAUUAUACGCAUUAAUUGUUACAUAUACAAAGUAUUAAUGCAAGUCUUUCACCUUAGACAAGUUAUGAAUCACAGGGCGUAAUAACUUUUUGCACGAAUUUAUUAUUCGAAAUUAGAUCAGCAACUGUUUGAUAAUUGUUUUAUAGAUAAUUGUGUAUGCAAUUAAUAGAGAUGCGCGAAUUAAGGUCUCUUGACGUCAAAUCGAAUCGAAUCAUUGAAAUAUAUAACUUCUAAUUAGCAAUAAUUAUUGUUGAAUAGAUUGAAUUUUAAUACGUAGAAUAUAGAUAUAAUGGAGAAAAGGAUUUCUACGUAAGAGAAAUAAUACUUAUUUAAAUUUGAAUAUUUGAUACAAUUAUAUUAGCGGAAAAUAUAUACGAUUUUAUAAUAUUUUAUA